Dipodomys ordii (Ord's kangaroo rat) is the source of this 7059-nucleotide messenger RNA. RefSeq names its product TRAF2 and NCK interacting kinase (gene Tnik). Gene Ontology annotation, molecular function: protein kinase activity; ATP binding. The coding region runs from base 416 to 4363 and encodes 1315 amino acids. The record is from RefSeq and is a predicted model, not a curated record. The transcript is spliced from 32 exons. Gene Ontology annotation, biological process: protein phosphorylation. Lineage: Eukaryota; Metazoa; Chordata; Mammalia; Rodentia; Heteromyidae.
GUUCUCCGCCCCCAGCCUCCCCAGCUGAGUGGAGGAGUUGAUGUGUCUCAUUAGAACAGCCGGUGCGGCCGCCAUCCGCGCUCGGGCGAGGAGCAUGUCCCAGUUAAAUACGCCCUCGCAGCCCCGGCGCCCUUAGCCGACCAGGGCGCGCAGCCCGCACGCUCGCCGGCUCCGGGCGCGCGGCUCCGGGCGUGGACGUCCGCGCAGGCUGGGCUCCGUGCUCCACGGGAGGAUCCGAGGCGCGCGGAGGAUCGCGAUCCGACUCCCGGGCCGGGGUGGGCGGCGGGGAGGCUGGGCCCGGGGCCGCUGGCGCGCGACCCCCGCAUGAGGACGCCCGCCGAGUAGACCGAGGGCGAACUGCCGCGGGAGAAGCUUCGGGGCGGUGCGGGUCCGCUUCCCCGGCGAAGAAGUAGACAUGGCCAGCGACUCGCCGGCUCGCAGCCUGGAUGAAAUCGAUCUCUCGGCUCUGAGGGACCCUGCAGGGAUCUUUGAAUUGGUGGAACUUGUUGGAAAUGGAACGUACGGGCAAGUGUACAAGGGUCGUCAUGUUAAAACAGGCCAGCUUGCAGCCAUUAAGGUCAUGGAUGUGACAGGGGAUGAAGAGGAAGAAAUCAAGCAAGAAAUUAACAUGUUAAAGAAGUAUUCUCAUCACCGGAACAUUGCUACAUACUAUGGUGCUUUUAUCAAGAAGAACCCUCCAGGCAUGGAUGACCAGCUCUGGCUGGUGAUGGAGUUCUGUGGCGCCGGCUCUGUCACUGACCUGAUCAAGAACACAAAAGGCAACACACUGAAAGAAGAGUGGAUCGCGUACAUCUGCAGGGAGAUCCUACGGGGCCUGAGUCACCUGCACCAGCACAAAGUGAUUCAUCGAGAUAUUAAAGGGCAAAAUGUUUUGCUGACCGAAAAUGCAGAAGUAAAACUAGUGGACUUUGGCGUGAGUGCGCAGCUGGACCGCACAGUGGGCAGGAGGAACACCUUCAUCGGGACCCCGUACUGGAUGGCACCAGAGGUCAUUGCCUGUGAUGAAAACCCAGAUGCCACGUAUGAUUUCAAAAGUGACUUGUGGUCGCUGGGGAUCACGGCCAUCGAGAUGGCAGAGGGCGCCCCCCCCCUGUGUGACAUGCACCCCAUGCGCGCCCUCUUCCUCAUCCCCCGCAAUCCAGCGCCCCGGCUGAAGUCCAAGAAGUGGUCUAAGAAAUUCCAGUCAUUUAUCGAGAGCUGCCUGGUAAAGAAUCACAGCCAGCGACCAGCAACAGAACAGUUGAUGAAACAUCCGUUUAUCCGUGACCAACCUAACGAGAGACAGGUCCGCAUUCAACUCAAGGACCACAUCGACAGAACAAAGAAGAAGCGAGGAGAAAAAGAUGAGACGGAGUACGAGUACAGCGGAAGUGAGGAGGAAGAGGAGGAGAACGACUCAGGAGAGCCCAGCUCCAUCCUGAACCUGCCAGGAGAGUCCACCCUGCGGCGGGACUUCCUGAGGCUGCAGCUGGCCAACAAGGAGCGCUCCGAGGCGCUGCGGCGCCAGCAGCUGGAGCAGCAGCAGCGGGAGAACGAGGAGCACAAGCGGCAGCUGCUGGCCGAGCGCCAGAAGCGCAUCGAGGAGCAGAAGGAGCAGCGUCGGAGGCUGGAGGAGCAACAAAGGCGGGAGAAGGAGCUUCGGAAGCAGCAAGAGAGGGAGCAGCGCAGGCACUACGAGGAGCAGAUGCGCCGGGAGGAGGAGAGGAGGCGUGCUGAGCAUGAGCAGGAAUACAUCAGGCGACAGUUAGAGGAGGAGCAAAGACAGUUAGAGAUCUUACAGCAGCAGCUACUGCAUGAACAAGCUCUACUUCUGGAAUAUAAGCGCAAACAACUGGAAGAACAGAGACAAGCAGAAAGGCUGCAGAGACAACUAAAGCAAGAGAGGGACUAUUUGGUGUCCCUUCAGCAUCAGCGGCAGGAGCAGAGGCCCCUGGAGAAGAAGCCACUGUACCAUUACAAAGAGGGGAUGAGUCCCAGUGAGAAGCCUGCCUGGGCCAAGGAGGUAGAAGAGCGGUCAAGACUGAACCGGCAGAGCUCUCCUGCCAUGCCACACAAGGUUGCCAACAGGAUAUCUGACCCCAACUUGCCCCCAAGGUCGGAAUCCUUUAGCAUUAGUGGAGUCCAGCCUGCUCGGACACCACCCAUGCUCAGGCCUAUGGACCCCCAGAUCCCCCAGCUGGUAUCUGUGAAAUCGCAGGGACCUGCCUUGACCGCCUCCCAGUCAGUGCAUGAGCAGCCCACAAAGGGCCUGUCUGGGUUUCAGGAGGCUCUGAACGUGACCUCUCACCGUGUAGAGAUGCCGCGCCAGAACUCCGAUCCCACCUCUGAAAACCCUCCUCUCCCUACUCGCAUUGAGAAGUUUGACCGAAGUUCUUGGUUACGACAGGAAGAAGACAUUCCACCAAAGGUGCCUCAAAGAACAACUUCUAUAUCCCCAGCAUUAGCCAGAAAGAAUUCUCCUGGGAAUGGUAGUGCUCUGGGACCCAGACUAGGAUCUCAGCCCAUCAGAGCAAGCAACCCUGACCUCCGGAGGACGGAGCCCAUCUUGGAGAGCCCCUUGCAGAGGACCAGCAGUGGCAGUUCCUCCAGCUCCAGCACACCCAGCUCCCAGCCCAGCUCCCAGGGAGGCUCUCAGCCUGGGUCACAGGCAGGAUCCAGUGAAAGAACCAGAGUUCGAGCCAACAGUAAGUCGGAAGGGUCACCUGUACUCCCACAUGAGCCUUCCAAGGUGAAACCAGAAGAAUCCAGGGACAUUACCCGGCCCAGUCGACCAGCUAGCUAUAAGAAAGCUAUAGAUGAGGAUCUGACGGCAUUAGCCAAAGAAUUAAGAGAACUCCGGAUUGAAGAAACAAACCGUCCACUGAAGAAAGUGACAGAUUACUCUUCCUCCAGUGAAGAGUCAGAGAGUAGUGAAGAAGAGGAGGAAGAUGGAGAAAGUGAGACUCAAGAUGGGACAGUGGCUGUCAGCGACAUACCCAGACUGAUACCAACAGGAGCUCCAGGGAGCAAUGAGCAGUACAGUGUGGGCAUGGUGGGGACCCACGGGCUGGAGACCUCUCACACGGACACUUUCAGCAGCAGUCUUUCACGAGAAGGAACCUUGAUGAUUAGAGAGACAGCUGGAGAGAAGAAGCGAUCUGGCCAUAGUGACAGCAAUGGCUUUGCUGGCCACAUCAACCUCCCAGACCUGGUACAACAGAGCCAUUCCCCAGCUGGUACACCAACAGAGGGCCUGGGGCGUGUUUCCUCCCAUUCCCAGGAAAUGGACUCGGGGACCGAGUAUGGCUUGGGCAGCAGCACCAAAGCCUCCUUCACCCCCUUUGUGGACCCCAGAGUAUACCAGACAUCUCCCACUGAUGAGGAUGAAGAGGAUGAAGAAUCAUCAGCUGCAGCUCUGUUUACUAGCGAACUCCUUAGGCAAGAACAGGCCAAACUCAAUGAAGCAAGGAAGAUUUCAGUGGUAAACGUAAACCCAACCAACAUUCGGCCUCAUAGCGAUACACCGGAAAUCAGAAAAUACAAGAAACGAUUCAACUCAGAAAUACUUUGUGCAGCUUUGUGGGGUGUAAACCUUCUGGUGGGAACUGAAAAUGGCCUCAUGCUUUUGGACCGAAGUGGGCAAGGCAAAGUCUAUAACCUGAUCAACCGGAGGCGAUUUCAGCAGAUGGAUGUGCUUGAAGGACUAAAUGUUCUUGUGACCAUAUCAGUUAAAUACGAAAGGAUCAAAUUCUUGGUGAUUGCCUUAAAGAAUGCUGUGGAAAUAUAUGCCUGGGCUCCUAAACCAUAUCACAAGUUCAUGGCAUUUAAGUCUUUUGCAGAUCUCCAACACAAGCCUCUGCUAGUUGAUCUCACUGUAGAAGAAGGUCAAAGAUUAAAGGUUAUUUUUGGCUCACACACUGGUUUCCAUGUAAUUGAUGUUGAUUCGGGAAACUCCUAUGAUAUCUAUAUACCAUCUCACAUUCAGGGCAAUAUCACUCCUCAUGCUAUUGUCAUCUUGCCUAAAACAGAUGGAAUGGAAAUGCUUGUUUGCUAUGAGGAUGAGGGGGUAUAUGUGAACACCUAUGGCCGGAUAACAAAGGAUGUGGUGCUCCAAUGGGGAGAAAUGCCCACGUCUGUGGCCUACAUUCAUUCCAAUCAGAUAAUGGGCUGGGGCGAGAAAGCUAUUGAGAUCCGGUCAGUGGAAACAGGACAUUUGGAUGGAGUAUUUAUGCAUAAGCGAGCUCAAAGGUUAAAGUUUCUAUGUGAAAGAAAUGAUAAGGUAUUUUUUGCAUCCGUGCGAUCUGGAGGAAGUAGCCAAGUGUUUUUCAUGACCCUCAACAGAAAUUCCAUGAUGAACUGGUAACAGAAGAGCACUUGGCACUUAUCUUCAUGGCGUUAUUUCUAAUGUAAAAGAACAUAACUCAUGUGGACUUAUGCCAGUCUAGAGGCAGAAUCAGAAGGCUUGGUUGAACAUACUGCUUUCCCUUUUCCUGUCCCUCCACCCUUCCCAAUGCAGUCCAUCUUUCAGUGUUGCAGCCUGGUUGAGAAGGAGAGAAAAAGUUGGCAGGAAUGUCUGGGAGAUCCCCAAGGAUGCUGCGUUGUCUGUGGACAGAGAUGGACCAUGUGCCCUUCAAAGUUAGGGAUAGAAACAAAUAUUGUGUGCUCUUAUGAUUAAGCUGUGUUAUGGUGGCUUUUGAGUUUUGUUUUGACCUUUUUUCCUUUACCCCCUAACUUUGUAAGAAUGGGGAGAGAACGCAUACUGAGAAAAUGAGUCUGUCUUUAAUUCUGUCUGCCUGCUAGUUUUAAGUAUAUGGUAUGUUGUAAAAUUUCUAAUUUCUGAUGGUGAGAGACAGCACAAUAAAUGUACCUAAUCUCCUUACAAUGAAGGCCAUAACAACAUUAGUGGGGUGAUUUAAGAACUCUUUUGCCUUCACCAACCCCAGGUUGCUUUUUGAUAGCAACUGGCUAAUGAAUUUUUAAGAGAAGAAAAAUACUAGUUUUCCCCUCUUUUGGGAAAUAGAUUUUAAAUGGCUAAACUACUAGCCUUAGUCUAAUAAAAUCAACUACUGCUUUGUGAGUACAACUGGCCAUAUUUUCCUAUGGUCUUUAUAGAAUGAAGUGCUGAGUGGGAUAAAAACCCAGCGAGUGGAGUGGGCCUAGAGAUUGAGGAUGCUGUGAUGCAAAUUCCCUCAGCCAUUAUGCAACAGAUCAGGGCAGCAGAUGGGAAAGACAGAUCAGGCCAGACAGAAAGAGCUUCUGGGAAACAAGCUUAGACAUCUAUGUAAAUACACACACCUCCUUUUUUUAAAAUGCACAAAGCCUCCCAGUUAAGAGGUCACUUGAUUUGAGCUUAGCUAGAACUGAGAUUGAUGAGUUCUUUCUGGGAACUGGGGAAUGCAUGACAUCCAGGCUCUGGACAUUCCCAGCUCUCUCCUGAGGGUGCCACUUUCUCAAGAUGAAAACUGUGACCGCAAAGAAUUACUAAAGAAAGCUGCCCAUGCUCUCCCUGGUUGGGCAAGAGAAGAAGCUACAGUACUAAGCCUGCCUGAGACACAGUGGCAUCAUUGGCUCAGAUUUUAGAGAACUUGAAAGCAAGGCUUUGGCCAAAAUUCUGAGACCCUAAUCACUUUACCUUCCUUCAAAUUUCCCAACAUACAGUAAACAACAUCCAUGCAAAGAUAAGUAUGUAUUUAGUUCAGGUUGACUUGUGUCUUUAUAAACUCUUAUUCGAAUGAUUUGAACUUUUACGUGACUGUCUGGGAUUUUUUUCCAAAGCUACAAGCAUGGCCGCCUGUGGUAUCAAGGUGUUGCAAAACAAUAUCUGUGUUACGCUUCCUGUUUUAACCUACCUCGUUUUGUUUGUUUUUGUUCACUGUUCAUCACAGCAGUGUUAUCUCCAGGAGACAUAUAGAGAGCUCAACUGGCAAUCUCAGGUGUAUUUAAUAUUUAAAAAAACAAAACAGUAGUUGACUAAAUUGUUCUUUAAAAAAAAUGAGGGGAAAAAAUCCAAGGACAGAAACCAAUAUGCUUGUUUUGGGAGAAAGCAAAUAUUGUAAAUGAAUUUUUAAAAAUAAAUAAAGCCUAUGAUCCUGUGGAUUUUGUCUAAAUACAUGAGCAGCUGAUAUACUAUUAAUGAGAACGAAGCCUACAUUAGGAAAAAAUGGGGCCAUUUCAAUCUGGUAGUUUGGGCAAGAGGGGAGGGAAGAGGGAUAUUCUAGGUUCUGGACUAAAUGAUUAUGUCCUCCCUUCCCAAAAGGUGGUUGUCAUUUGCAUUCAUUUUAAGCAGGUAACACCCAGGAAUGAAACAGAAUUUUCUUAAGGUGACACCAAGAUGUCCCCAUCACAUUCCCUUUAGCUCUCAAAAGUAAUGAAAUCCUCCCGUUCUCAUUUUUACUGCUGUGGUGAUGCUGCUGAACAAUGCUAUCUCUACAAUUUUCAUGCAACAAAUUCAACAAUAAAACUUUGGAUUGAAUCUAGCAACUACUGUAAUUGAAUGCCAACACGGACAAAAUAUAUUAUUUGGGUCUUGUCUCCAAAUGUGAUUGCCACCAGCUCUUUAUAUUGCUGCUGUGGUAUUUUAAAUCAGAAGCUUCUUGAAAUUAUGUUGCAAACUGAUCUUUGUUUUUAUGUUUCAUAUUGUUGUUGUUCUUUUUAUUUCUAAGUGAUAAGUUUGAAACACACAGCUUUAAAUGAUUUUUUUAUUGUGGGAUUUUUGGGUACAGUUAAGAAAUAAAAGGGAUUCAUUGUGUUUAAACAUAAGGUAGUUUGUGAAUGUAUUUUUUAAAACCUAGAUUCACUGAAACAAAAAGAUCAUAAGAAAAACUAUAAUGCAGUCUUGUUUACAGUAUGUACAGUGACAUAACAUAGAACAUGAGCUUUUCUGGUGCCAACAAAAAUAAAACACAGAUGUUAAACAUCAAGUCAUGCCUUUUAUAUUUUUGUACAAACAUUCUACAAUGAAUAUAAGGCCAACUCAAAUUUAAAAGGGCCUCCACAAAUAUGUGCUCCUUAAUACCUACUUGUAGAAUUCUUUGAAGUUUUUUCCUUCAAAAAUAGACA